This is a messenger RNA of Lathyrus sativus (Indian pea), 390 nucleotides long. Lineage: Eukaryota; Viridiplantae; Streptophyta; Magnoliopsida; Fabales; Fabaceae. The record is from the annotation of a GenBank genome assembly.
AUGAACCUCUUUAUUGUCAAUAUCUAUUCCUCUUGUUUUAUUCGUACGAAGAGAUUAUUAUGGAGUAACCUUGUGUCGUGUAUGCUGAAAUUUAUGUAUGGUGAAUGGUGUUUGGGAGGUGAUUUCAACGCAGUUAAAUUGGUCAAAGAAAGAAAAGGUAGGAUUGUGUCUGUUAAUAGGUUGGAGAUGGACGACUUUUUUUGUUUCAUCGAGAGUAUGGAAGUCGUUGAUCCCACUCCUAUCGAUAGGAAUUUCUCUUGGUUUAGCUCCGAUGGAGUUUCAAUAAGUCAUUUGGAUAAAUUCUUGCUUUCCCAGGGUUUGAUGGAGAAAUGGAAUGUCGAUGGUCAAAUUGUCGGCAGUAGGGAUUUGUCGGAUCAUUGUCCGAUUUAG